AAUUAAUGACCCCCACCUUCCUCGUAACCCUUCAAAAAUUAAUACCCUGAAUUCUGUAGUAUGAGGAAUCAAUCCAAACACCUGCCAAGACCGAUCAACAAUUCAUGACAAGUGUGAGCUGAUAAUCCAACUGAUAUUAUCCAUUUCUCAACAUGAAACAACAGUGGACUCUCGCUCUUCUGCUUCUCGUUUCCACGCAUCUGAAGGGUAUAGAUUCGACUCACCCUUUGGAAAAAAGAGCCUUGCAACCUUCACGAGAACUCAGUAGAAACGAGAAAUGGAAAAAAUUCUUCAUAGAUAAAAAAUUCGAGGACUCCACCAUGAAAACGUCCCUUAUCGAUUUGGUGGCUGAUCUAUCGCAGAGAUAUUUGAGAAAAUGCACACCCUUGAUAACCUACGACGUGGCUAACGAGAACGUUGAGCAUCCCUUCGUCAACGAUCUGCUCAGGAAGUUUGGCCAGCCUCACAUACACGGGGAUGUUCAGGGAAAAAAUUCGAGUAUGUUCGCUUACAACAAAACUUGUAAGGUUUACAUUUUGUUCAUAGAGGACGUCAUGGAUAGCUAUAAGAUUUUAGGGGCACAAGACAAGAACAAGGUUAUCAUCGUAACUAAGUCCUCUCAGUGGCGUGUUCAUGAGUAUUUGGCCAGUCGUUCUUCACAGAAAAUCGUCAACCUCCUUGUCAUCUCAAAAUCGGAAAUGGUUGUCAGAGUAGGCGAGCAAACUCCAUAUGUUCUCUACACUCACAAGUUAUACAUUGACGCCAUAGCGUCCAGUAGACACACUGUGCUCACUUCGUGGAGGAAUGGAAGAUACACUAGACCUGACCUGAACCUGUUUCCUAAGAAAAUGGCAGAAGGUUUUGCUGGUCAUAGGUUCAUCAUAUCUUUAGCACACUUUCCUCCGUUUGUUAUAAAAAGAGGAAUCGAUUCAAACGAAAACAUAAUAUGGGAUGGACUUGAGGUGAAAAUUGUGAAACUUCUAGCAAGGACCUAUAACUUCACAGUUGAUUUUGUGGAAGCACCAGAGAUGGAUGAUUUGGGUUCAGAAGAUGCAGUCAUCAAAUCGAUCAGUGAAGGUAGGGGUAAUCUGGGUUUAUCUGGAAUCUUCAUAUCCAAUGAAAUUACGGAGAAAGUAGACAUUUCCAACAUGUUUUAUCAGGACUGCGCUGCCUUCAUGACCCUAACCUCAACAGCACUUCCAAGAUACAGGGCUAUAAUGGGUCCAUUUCACUGGACGGUGUGGUUGAGUGUAACCUUCAUCUACCUCUUCGCCAUUUUUCCCUUAACUUUUUCCUACAAGCACACGCUAAAACCGCUCCUGAGGAAUCCACAGGAAAUGGAAAAUAUGUUCUGGUAUGUUUUUGGCACUUUCACCAACGCUUUCACGUUCAGCGAAGGUGAUUCAUGGACCAAUUCGGACAAAAUGGCCACGAGGGUUUUCAUAGGAUUCUACUGGAUCUUCACCAUAAUUAUAUCUGCAUGUUACACAGGAUCUAUUAUAGCUUUCGUAACGUUACCAGUUUAUCCAGAGACAAUAGACAAGGUGUCACAGCUCCAAAGAGGCAGAUACCAGAUCGGGAUGCUGGAUAAGUCAGGAUGGGUCGACCGUUUCGCCAAUUCCAGCGAACCCAUGGUGGAAAAACUGAUGAGCAAGGUGGACUUGGUGCAAACUGUCGAAGAAGGAAUAAAAAACACCACAGAAGCCUUCUUCUGGCCCUACGCCUUCCUAGGCUCUAGGGCUAAUCUGGACUAUAUCAUACGCACCCAGUUUGUCUCAGCAAAGAAGAGAGCUGCUUUGCACAUAAGCAACGAGUGCCUGGUGACCUACGGAACAGCCAUAACUUAUCCCAAAAAUUCCGAGUACGUCACUGUCCUGAAUGCAGGUUUGGAUCGGGUGGUUCAAGGGGGCUUUGUCAACAAGAUAGAGAGCGAUGUGGAGUGGUUGAUGAUGAGAUCUUCUUCUGGGAAGUUACUGGAGGCUAACAAAGGCAAAACAAACCCUCUGAUCGUCGAGGACCGAGCACUGACCCUUGAGGACACCCAGGGCAUGUUCCUACUCCUCGGAAUUGGUUUCGUCUUGGCAGGCACCUGUCUAUUCUUCGAAAUAUUCGGAGGCUGUUUCGAUGUGUGCAAGAGGAACGAACGUAGCAGAAGACGCAGCAGCAUACCUAGCAACCCACGAUCUUGUACCUGCUUGACUCCAGAACCACGCGUUGACUCCACAAGAAUAGUGUCAACGUUGAAUUUUUACACCGUGGAUAUGUCUAAGAAAAUUUACGAUCGAAGCCUUGGGAAUGGACAAUCGGCAGAAAGUACGGACUUGUCGGAAGCGACACCAAGAUCUGAGGAAGUUGACGACGAUUUGAAGGAUGAUCUGUCAAAAAUUGAUGAGAAAAUAGACAGACUGUUCGAUUUUGAGGAGUACUUCGGGGAGAGGAAUACCAACGAACUGAAUUUCGAGGAAAGAUAUCUAGAAUGAAUUUAUUUGUUGA
Messenger RNA from Coccinella septempunctata (seven-spotted ladybird), 2493 nucleotides. RefSeq names its product ionotropic receptor 21a (gene Ir21a). The coding region runs from base 153 to 2480 and encodes 775 amino acids. Gene Ontology annotation, molecular function: ligand-gated monoatomic ion channel activity. NCBI's taxonomy places the organism in Eukaryota, Metazoa, Arthropoda, Insecta, Coleoptera, Coccinellidae. The transcript is spliced from 10 exons. Gene Ontology annotation, cellular component: membrane. The record is from RefSeq and is a predicted model, not a curated record.